AACCUGGGGCGGUUCCUCGCCCCUCCCCCCGGCACUCCGCAAACCGCGUGAGAGGGCGAGGUGGCGCCCUCGCGCGUGCGCGGAGGGGCGGGGCCUCAGAAAACGAGCCCUUUGGCGCCUCGAACCGCCCGGACCCGGCCGCCGACCAAUCAGCGCCCGCGAAUCUGGGGCGGCUCCUCGCCCCUUCCCCCCCGGCACUCCGCGAACCGCGUGAGGGGGCGAGCCAGCAACUAAUGAGAUGCAAAUGAAUUCCCUGUCGCCGUCCCCCAUCCCUGCAUCUCCUGGGCCGUUCAAUAAUCCCACCAGCGCCCCGAGGUUCGGCACCGUGAUCCCUAAUCGCAUCUUUGUGGGAGGAAUCGAUUUUAAGACUAAUGAGAGUGACUUGAGGAAAUUUUUUGCCCAGUACGGCGCAGUGAAAGAAGUGAAGAUUGUAAAUGACAGAGCGGGCGUGUCGAAAGGGUAUGGCUUCAUCACUUUUGAAACACAGGAAGAUGCCCAAAAAAUUUUACAAGAGGCCGAAAAGCUGAAUUAUAAGGAUAAGAAACUGAACAUUGGUCCCGCAAUAAGAAAACAGCAAGUAGGGAUUCCUCGCUCCAGUCUAAUGCCAGCAGCCGGAACAAUGUACUUGACGACUUCCACGGGCUACCCCUACACUUACCACAACGGCGUGGCUUAUUUCCAUACUCCCGAAAUGACUUCAGCGCCGCCACCUUGGCCCUCGCGUUCUCUCUCCAGUUCUCCUGUGGUGGUUGCCCAGCCUGUGUAUCAGCAACCUGCAUAUCAUUAUGAGGCACCAGCCCAGUAUCUUCCAGGACAAUGGCCGUGGGGUAUUCCUCAGGCUCCUGCUUCUUCAACGCCAUUCUUAUAUCUGCACCCGUCCGAGGUCCUGUAUCAGCCGUUAGAAAUCUCCCAAGAAGGCGGCUGUAUGCCACCCCUCUCCCUCAUGGAACCUUCCAUCCCAGAGUUCGCCAGCCCAGGACCAUAUUGCUUCCGAAGACAGAUGGAUUGGAGGAAGGGUGAGUGGGAAUCUGUGGAGGAGAGGAAUUUGGAGAGUUCUCCAUUACAGAUCCUGUGUGUGCCAGAGGAAUCUAAGCCCUGUUUUUGCCCUUGCCAGGAACCAAGGUUACAUUCUGUGAGAAGAAACCCGCCGCUGCCUUCUCCCGUGAGUCCGAAGCCCCAGCCCGCCCGCGACCCCGACUUCCGUCCGCGGAAGGGCUUCCGAACGGAGGGCUCCCUUCCCACCCCUCCUCCGACUCCCGUGUUUAAGUAGGAUAACGAUGGUCCCAAAGAUGUGCCUCCCCACACCCCCCUCGAAGUGACCGGUGACUCUCCUAAGUGUUCUCAAACCCAAAUGCCUUUGCUCUUCAAGUCGGGAAACGAGGGAAUCCUUGAAGCGGGCCGAGCACAACGGCGGCCACGUGGGAUAAAGUCCGCGGCCUCCUCUCCCCAUCCACGUGGCCCGCGCGUAUUUAAGGUCAAGAAGCCCUUCAGGAAACCCCGAGCCAAUUUAGAACCAGAGCCUCUCUUAUCUGCAUCUGAGCCGCGUCCAGGUAUUAUUGAUUCACGGUCUGUGCCCGGAUUGCAAACCACCGUGCCUAGUGUCUAACCGUUUCCGUGUUUCGUUUCCCCGUGAAUUUUCUAUCCCUUAUCUUAAAGAUGUUUGCCCCGUGUACCUUUUAGUAACUUAUAUGUAGCAUCGUAAACAAAUCUUUUGUCCGUAUCGGCUCCCUUUGGUAACACUGACGUUCUUAUUAAAUACUGUGAACAGAA
Molecule: messenger RNA, 1770 nt
Organism: Tachyglossus aculeatus (Australian echidna)
Lineage: Eukaryota; Metazoa; Chordata; Mammalia; Monotremata; Tachyglossidae
Gene: BOLL
Product: boule homolog, RNA binding protein
Exons: 11
Coding region: 239-1270 (343 amino acids)
Molecular function (GO): RNA binding
Source: RefSeq, a predicted model, not a curated record